This is a messenger RNA of Adineta ricciae, 2607 nucleotides long. The record is from the annotation of a GenBank genome assembly. NCBI's taxonomy places the organism in Eukaryota, Metazoa, Rotifera, Eurotatoria, Adinetida, Adinetidae.
AUGGCAUCCCCCAGUGGUGGUGGUAGCAGUAGUAAUAACAAUCCUAGUGAAAGAAAAUUAACACGUGACACUUCUCUAGAUAGCCAUGCACGAUUUAAUCUCUCUCCGGUUCCGAGUGUAGAAGAUGAUGAAGAUGAUGGAGUCGGACACGAAACUCACCGAGGCUUGAAUCGCAUCAAUCAAGAUGAUAGUGGCGAAGAAGCUGAUGUAGCGGGCAGUGGACCGAGUGGAGGAACAACGACGGUGACAUUGUAUGAUAAAAAUGAUGGGAUUAGUAGUCCACCACCAAGCAGACAUCAAGAACAAGUAACGAAUGUAACAUAUGUUGUUCGAAAACAUUAUGAAAAUUUUGAAACAAUCGACUGGUUGAAAGAUUUAAUGCGAAAUCGUAUUCGUCAUCGAAAUACACGUGCUCACAGACGUGAUGGUUGGAAAAAACGAUUUGCAUUUUGGUUUGAUACAUGGAGUGGUUGGAUUUGUGUACUAUUAGUCGGAGUAUCGGCAGGUCUCGUCGCUGGUUUUGUCGAUAUUGGUGCAAAAUGGAUGAGUCAUUGGCGAACAGGUAUUUGUGCACCUGCGUUUUGGCUUAACCGUGAACAAUGUUGUUGGGGAUCUCGACAUGUCGAAUUUGAUGAUGUACAUAAUGAAAUUUGCGAAUAUUGGAAGUCUUGGUCGGAUUUAUUUGGAUUUAAUGAAUUAUCAGCAAGUGCAUGGUUUUUGCAAUAUUUUAUGUUUAUCUUUUGGUCGGUUGUGUAUGCAGCAUUCAUUGUGGUACUUGUUGUUGGCUCAGCACCAUAUGCAAGUGGAUCAGGUAUUCCAGAAAUCAAGACAAUUCUAUCGGGUUUUAUUAUGUAUGGCUACUUGGGCAAAUGGACAUUUAUUAUCAAAAGUAUUGGUAUGAUCUUUGCGACUAGUGCAGGUCUUAUCGUGGGUAAAGAAGGACCAUUUGUACAUAUAUCGUGUUGUUGUGGAAACCUAUUCUCAAAACUCUUUCCUAAAUAUGGACAAAAUGAAGCACGUAAACGUGAAAUCUUAUCGGCAGCAGCAGCAACAGGUGUUUCUGUCGCAUUUGGUGCACCAAUUGGUGGCAUUCUUUUCAGUUUAGAAGAGAUUAGUUAUUAUUUUCCCUACAAAACUUUAUGGCGAACAUUUUUCUGUUGUAUGAUUGGAGCAUUAGUCGUCCGCACAAUAAAUCCAUAUGGAAAUGGACAUGAAAUUCAGUUUCCUGUAGAAUACAACGUUCCAUGGGCAACAUUCGAAGUAGUACCAUUCAUUGGUCUUGGUGCACUCGGUGGAUUAUGGGGAACGCUAUUCAUUAAAACUAAUAUUCGGUGGUUAAAAUACAAGAAAACUAGUCGAAUUGGACAAUAUCCUCGAGCGGAAGUGAUCCUUCUAACAAUUAUUACAGCUUUGGUUUGUUUUCCUAAUCAUUAUUUGAGAUUAACUAUGCCAGAGUUAAUUCGACGAUUAGUCGGACAAUGUCAUGUUGACGAUCAUAUGGACCUUUGCGAUUAUGAACGAGAAAUACCAAUUGGAACAGCUUCAGCCAAAUUAUAUGCAGCAGUUGCUGGACCGGGUAUUCAUCGUGCACUUUGGCAAUUAUUAUGGGCUUUGAUUGUACAAAUCACAUUGGUCAUAUUCACAAUUGGCACGAAGGUUCCAUCUGGCCUAAUCAUUCCAAGUAUUUCAAUUGGAGCUAUAGCGGGUCGUAUCAUUGGAAUUAUUACUGAACAAAUUGCCUAUCGCAAUCAACAUUUAGCUAUAUUAAGACAUGAAUGUGGUGUUUCAAAUGAACAUUGUGUCACACCUGGACUCUACGCCGUCGUGGGUGCAUGUGCAUUUCUAGGUGGUGUUAGUCGAAUGACUGUUUCGUUAGUAGUAAUUAUGAGUGAAGUGACAGGUGGAUUAUCCUAUAUUGUUCCACUGAUGGUAGCAGCAUUAACAGCCAAAUGGGUUGGUGAUGCAUUCGGAGAAGGAAUUUAUGAAGAGAAUGUUAAACUAAGCGGUUAUCCAUAUCUCGAAAAUCGUGAAAGUUAUCGAUUGACACGUAAGGCUGGUGAAGCAAUAGUUGAUAAACGUACUGGUGAAGUGAGACCGUUAAUAUGUAUCGUUCAAGAUGGAAUGACUAUUUAUCAAAUCGAUAAAUUGAUUCGUCAGCAUCCACAUUCGAUCUAUCCUGUUGUUCUUAGUACAGAUUUUCCCUGCAUUGUCGGUCAAAUCCUACGACGAGAUUUACUAGCGGUUUUGAAGUCACGUAAAACUCAAUUAACUUAUGAACAAUCGAAACCGGUCUUAAAUCGAAAAAUCUCCGUAGUGUCAAUGUCAAAUUUAUUGAAUAAAUCAGGUCAACCAUCUUCGUUAGGAAUGCGUCGAGCAUCAUUAGCAUUACAAGCAUCACGAGUUUUGCAAUUACAUAAACUAGUCGAUCGAGCGCCGAUUCUCGUAACUGAUCAAACACCAAUGGAGGCGGUUAUUGAUAUAUUUAGAAAACUGGGUUGUCGACAAUUAUUCGUUACAAAAAAUGGUCGUCUACAAGGAAUUUUAACACGAAAAGAUAUUAUUCGAUUGAUGCACGAAGCGAACGUUUCAGAGAAGAUGGAACACUGA